AUGAAAAGAUUACUUCACAGACCCGAAAAAAUGAGCCUAAUGGAUAUCACUAAGAUGUUCUCCAUGCUCCAGCCCAGAGAAGAUGAAGAGGACAAUGGAGAAAGCGAGGAGCUGAUCCAAGCAGUGUCUGAGGAUGACUACCAAACCCUGGAUGAUCUCCUGUCCCAAGACAGGUACAAGAAGUUCAUCAACCGGAGGAGUGGCUGGGGGGGACCCAGCACCCCGCUGCGUCUGGCUGCCACCAAGGGCCAUGUCAGGAGUGUGAAGGUCCUGCUGGCCCACGGGGCAGAGGUGGACAGCCUGGAUGUGAAGGCUCAAACCCCACUCUUCAUGGCAGUCAGCAACGGUCACCAGGAAUGCGUGAAGGUCCUCCUGGAGGCAGGAGCCAGUCCUGCUGGCAGCAUCUACAACAACUGCUCCCCCCUGCUCAUCGCUGCGAGGGACGGGGACGUGGCCAUCCUGCAGCAGCUGCUGCACCACGGCGCGGAAACCAACGUUCAAGCCAGGCUGCCUGAGUGGGCUGCCAACUCAGCAGCUUGUUCUGGUCCCCUCUACCUCGCCGCCGUGUACGGGCACCUGGAGUGCUUCAAGCUGCUGCUGCUUCACGGCGCUGACCCCGAUUACAACUGCACUGAGGAGAGAGUGAUCGCCCAGAUCAAGGAGCCCAAGACUCUGCUGGAAACCUGCCUGAGGCACGGCUGCAGGAGCGAGUUCAUCAAGCUGCUCAUUGACUUUGGAGCCAAUGUUCACUUGCCCAAUGUCGUGGUGGAUGAGGUGGCACCUCGUAGCAAGGGCCUGGAGCUGCUGCUGCAGGCGAGAGCUCAUCCCAAGUCCUUGAUGUCUCAAUCCCGGCUGGCGAUGAGACGUCUCCUGAAGCAGGCUGGCCAUCCACGUGCCCUGGGAGAGCUGGAGAUCCCGAGGGUCCUGGAAAACUACCUCCAGCACCAGCCAUGA
Chaetura pelagica (chimney swift) is the source of this 954-nucleotide messenger RNA. RefSeq names its product ankyrin repeat and SOCS box containing 12 (gene ASB12). The record is from RefSeq and is a predicted model, not a curated record. NCBI's taxonomy places the organism in Eukaryota, Metazoa, Chordata, Aves, Apodiformes, Apodidae. The transcript is spliced from 3 exons. Gene Ontology annotation, molecular function: protein binding; transcription cis-regulatory region binding. Gene Ontology annotation, cellular component: nucleus. Gene Ontology annotation, biological process: positive regulation of transcription by RNA polymerase II. The coding region runs from base 1 to 954 and encodes 317 amino acids.